Molecule: messenger RNA, 3195 nt
Organism: Rattus rattus (black rat)
Lineage: Eukaryota; Metazoa; Chordata; Mammalia; Rodentia; Muridae
Product: centrosomal protein of 170 kDa protein B-like
Exons: 1
Coding region: 55-3195 (1046 amino acids)
Molecular function (GO): protein binding
Source: RefSeq, a predicted model, not a curated record
AGCCCUUGCAGGCCUGGGGGAGCACAGGGCCAGGCAGGCCUCCUCGGUGCCAAGAUGAGCGUCACAUCUUGGUUCCUGGUGAGCAGCAGUGGCACCCGCCACCGGCUCCCGCGUGAGCUCAUCUUCGUGGGGCGUGAUGAUUGUGAGCUCAUGUUGCAGUCCCGUAGUGUGGACAAACAGCAUGCUGUCAUCAACUACGACCAGGACCGUGAUGAACACUGGGUGAAGGACCUGGGCAGUCUCAAUGGGACAUUUGUGAAUGACGUGCGCAUCCCAGACCAGAAGUACAUCACACUGAAGCUCAACGAUGUCAUCCGCUUUGGCUAUGAUUCCAACAUGUACGUGCUAGAGCGUGUGCAGCACCGUGUUCCUGAGGAGGCGCUCAAGCACGAGAAGUACACCAGCCAGCUGCAGGUGAGCGUCAAGGUCUCUGCACCCAAAAGGGGUGACACGCUGCCAGACCACACACCCUACUGCGAGUCCUCACAGCCCAGGCCGGAGAAAGGGGACCGCAGACAUGGAGCAGAGGCGGUAGCUUACCGCACACCCCUGUAUGGGCAACCCUCCUGGUGGGGUGAGGAUGACAGUGGAGCACCAUCUGAAGACCGGCACCAGCAGGAGCCCUACCCAGAGCGUCCCAAGGACCUGACACAGCAAGACAGUGAGCUAGACAGCUGCCGUGCUCCUGCCGAACCACCAGACUACUCGUUCAGACGUGAGCCCAGCUACUUCGAGAUCCCCACAAAGGAAGCCCCGCAGCCUCCACGGCUCCCCGAAGUGCCAACCCAGGAAAUGCCCACAAAAGACCAGGAGGCCUGCACUGGUGGGACGGCCCCAGUGGUGCAGAGCCAUGCCUCCUUCACCAUUGAGUUUGACGACUGCAGCCCAGGCAAGGUGAAGAUCAAAGACCACAUCACCAAGUUCUCCCUGCGUCAGCGGCGGCCCCCCAGCAAGGAGACCACACCCGUGGAGAUGGUCUCGGCCGAAACCAAGGUGGCUGACUGGCUGGUGCAGAAUGACCCAAGCCUGCUGCACCGGGAUGGCUCAGGGGAUGACCGCCACAGCACCAAAAGCGACCUUCCUGUCCACACUCGAACUCUGAAGGGCCACAAGCAUGAGGAUGGCACACAGAGCGACUCGGAGGACCCCUUGGCCAAGACUGCUUCGGUGUCUGGAGCCCCGACAGAGGCCAGUGGGGAGCAGGUGCGGCUGCAGAGGCAGAUCAGGAGGGACCCUCAGGAGCUUCUGCACAACCAGCAAGCCUUCGUCAUUGAGUUCUUCGAUGAGGACACACCCCGCAAGAAACGCUCACAGUCUUUUACACAUACCCCACCUGCAGACCCCAAGGCUGACAAGCGCCGGGGCACGGGGGCUGCGGACAGAGAGCGUCCCGGUGUCACGGUGCGCACCACAGGCAGCAGCUCAGGACCACAGAGGGCCAGCUCGCUCAAGCGAGAGAAGACUGAGGAGCGACUGGGCAACACCUCUCCCGUCCCCCGUGCCUCCACCCGCCCCUUUGGCAGUGUGGGGCGCCGCUCCCGCCUGGCCCAGGACUUCAUGGCCCAGUGUAUGCGGGACAGUUCCCCAGCCACCAGGCCUGGCCCUGAGAAGACGCCUCCGGUGCUGCCCGCCCCUCUGACGCCCCGAGGGGCCAGCCCCGUGACCCCCUCAAGCACCCCGCCGCCUCCCACUGACCCCCAACUGACCAAGGCACGUAGACAGGAGGAGGAUGACAGUCUUAGUGACGCGGGGACCUACACCAUCGAGACAGAGGCUCAAGACCAAGAAGUGGAGGAGGCUCGGAAGAUGAUCGACCAGGUCUUUGGGGUGUUCGAAUCCCCUGAACUCUCCAGGGUGUCCUCAGCUACCUUCCGCCCUGUCAUCAAAGGUGACAAAGAUGAAUCCAGUGAUGGCGGCAUGGCCCAGCGGAUGGCUUUGCUGCAAGAGUUUGCUUCCCGCACCCCAGGCAUGGCUCCACAGAUGGAGCAGCAGAGCCUCCUGGUCCCAGGUUCCCCUGGGGGUCAGAAGUGGGUUUCGCGUUGGGCUAGCCUGGCUGACAGCUACACUGAUGCUGGCUUGGCAGAGGACGGUCCUGGCCGCAGAACUGGAGAGCCUGAGGGGCCCCUGCCUGUGCGAACCCGGCGUCUGCUCCCUCAGUUGCCCAGCGAUAGGGCUGACAGCCCCGCAGGCCUUGAAACUGCCAGGCAGAAUGGCCCAGGGCCACCAGAGCUGAGUGGUGAUCCAGCAAACUGCCUUAUAGGCCAGGAAGACCUGGACCCCGAUAGUCUCAGUGAUGCCAGCGGGUCAGAUGGUGGCCGAGGCCCGGAACCAGGCACAGAGCGGCAGGAGGAUCUAGCAUGGGUCAGGGGUCGGCGCUCACCAAGGGCCCCCGGGGAGCUAGCCCCCACCUCUUUCUUCAUUGGUGAUCAGAAUGGGGAGGCCACCUUCCCCAAGAAAUCAUUUGUGGCUCCUGGGGAAGCAGAUGGCCCGGGACGGGUUGUCCAGACCAGCCCUUCAGCAAGGGACAGCCUUUACGUCAGUUCCAACGGGAGAAUGGUGAUCCAGUUGUGCAGUGGUCGGUCCCCAGAGCCUGACCCGGCCCCACCCAAGGAGACUCUGACCUUUGCCCAGCAAGAGAGUUUCACUAAGGAGCCGACCAGCGGACCCCCAGCCCCUGGCAAGCUCCCCCACAUUUCUAGCCACCCACUCCUACAAGACUUGGCUGCAGCCCGCGCCUCACGCAUGGACUUCCACACUCAGGACACCCACCUGAUCUUGAAGGAGACUGAGACAGCCCUGGCAGCCCUGGAGGCCCGACUCUGCUCCAAGUCUGCAGAUGAGUGUGAGGGGGGCAGCACCCCUAGGCCCCCAGAGGACUCCCUGUCUGGGGAUUCGGAUGUGGACACAGCUAGCACUACUAGCUUGCUCAGUGGCAAAAAUGGACCCAGCCCAACAACCCCCCAGACUCCAGGGCCACAGAAGGAGAGCCUGCUGUCUCCUCCAGCAGUACCAGACCCGGGGGUUACGACCCCAGGCAGCGCCCGAGAACGACUGUCUGAGCGACAGCAUCGCCCACCACCUGCAGACUUGGGCCAUGGAGACCCAUCAAGGCGCCUGGCUAUGCGGCGAGGCCAUGGGUCUCGAGGGUCCCUGGACUGGCCAGAUUGUUCAGGCUGGCAUGGGUGUGCUCUGUGA